GUCGCUGCUCGGGCGAGGUAGCGACAGGUGCGCUGGGCUGAGCACCGGGGACCCGCGGCGGGGCUGGCUGCAGCGCUGAGGAAAGACCGCCUUUAGCGAGUUAUCCGUGCACAAGAUGGAACCCUCUCCAUUUAAUAGACAGCAAUGGACUUCAGUAUCCUUGAGAGUAACAGCCAAGGAACUUUCUCUUGUCAACAAAAAUAAGUCAUCAGCUAUUGUAGAAAUCUUCUCCAAGUACCAGAAAGCAGCUGAAGAAGCAAACACAGAAAAGAGAAGUAACACUGAAACUCCCCCCCAGCACUUUAGAAGGGGGAUCCUGUCUGAGCUGAAGGAGAAGUGGGAGAGCCCGGUAGCUCGCACAGACUCCCUGCAGAAGAGCAGCACUGAGACCAGACCCCGAGGCCACCCUCCUCCCGUCGAAGUGGCCAGCAGUUCUGAUCCAGGGCUCAGGGCUGACCAAAAGGAGCCAGUCCUUCCCAGAGCUAGCUUCAGAUCACUGCCUGAAGCCCGUUCUCGGAAUUCUCACAUCCGGGACGGUGAACAGAGCUCAACGGAAAGUGAAAAAAUGGAAAAUUGUCUGGGAGAAUCCAGGCAUGAAGGAGGAAAACCUGAAAACAGUGAAAACGCAGAAGCUGCCAACAAAGUCGAGAAAUAUAAUGUUCCGCUGAACAGGCUGAAGAUGAUGUUUGAGAAAGGUGAACCAGCUCCAACCAAGAUUCUCAGGGUCCAAAGCAGCAGAAGUCCUGGUGGAAGGAGGAUCUCGGAGAACAGCUAUUCUCUGGAUGAUUUGGAAAUAGGCACAGGCCAGCAGUCAUCUUCUGCGUUCAACUCAGAGAAGAGUGAAAGUAGACGGAUUCUGGAGUUGCCCCGCUUAUCGGAAACCUCCAUCAAGGAUCGAAUGGCCAAGUACCAAGCGGCUGUAUCCAAACAAAGCAGUUCCACCAGCUACACAAAUGAGUUGAGAGCCAAUGGUGCUGAAAUCAAAACUCAUAAAUUAGAGCAAAAAGAGAAUGUGCCCCCAGGUCCAGACGCCUGCAUUUCCCAUCAGGAUGGAGAAAAGGUUUCUGCAACUGAAACUAGCCCGCCUGUCCGCUCCCCUCCUGCUGACAGUGAUUCCCGUAACGCUCAGGUUAAGAAAGAGGCCCAGCAGUCUGUUCUUCAGAAGCCACCAAGUCCAGAUGCCAGAGCUUCGAAUCUUUCUGAAAUUCCUCUCAAAGCAGUGAAGAAGUUCCAGGCCCCUGCCAGAGAAAUCUGUGUGGAGUGUCAGAAGACCGUCUACCCGAUGGAGCGGCUCCUGGCCAACCAGCAGGUGUUCCACAUCAGCUGCUUCCGUUGCUCCUACUGCAAUAACAAGCUCAAUCUAGGAACAUACGCAUCUUUGCGUGGACAAAUCUAUUGCAAACCUCACUUCAAUCAGCUCUUUAAGUCUAAAGGCAACUACGACGAGGGCUUCGGGCACAGACCACACAAGGAUCUGUGGUCAAACAAAAGUGAGAAUGAAGAAGCUUUGGAGAAACCUGCCCGAGUUCCAAAUGCAGGCGAACCGCCUCAGAGCCCAGGGGUGGAAGAUGCCCCCAUUGCUAAGGUGGGUGUGCUGACCGCCAGUAUGGAAGCCAAGACCUCUGCCAGCCCGCGGGAGAAAGAAGACAAGCCAGCUGAAACCAAGAAGCUGAGAAUUGCCUGGCCACCCCCCGCAGAACCGGGCAGCCCAGGAAGUGUCUUGGAGGAAGGGAUCAAAGUGUCCAAGCCCAAGUGGCCGCCAGAGGAUGAAAUCAGCAAGCCCGAAGCUCCUGAGGAUGUGAAUCAGGAUCUGAAGAAACUCAGGCGCUCUUCUUCACUGAAGGAGAGAUGCCGGCCGUUCACAGUCGCAGCUUCGUUUCGAACUGCUUCUGUCAAGAGCCCUAAAACCCUGUCCUCACCCACCAGGAAAGGCUGGGCCACUGCAGGGCAGAAUGAGGAGCUGGCCGUGGGAGCCGCGGCGGAGCAGAAGCAAGGCCAAGACGCCUGUGACUCGGAGCAGCAAGAAGCGGUAGGGAAAAUCAAGUCCAAAUUUGAAUCACCAAAUCAGGAAUCAUCAAAGGGAGCGGAAGGCGAGAGGGAAAACAGAGAAGGGCACAGCUUGGAGAUGGAGAGCGAAAAGCUUCUAGAAAACAGAGCAAACCUGGAGGAAGAUGAUAGCCACCAUCUCAAAGCGCAACCGCCCGCAGAAACCAAGGAUGCAAAUUGGUCCGGCUUCGCGAGUGACCCUUCCAGCAAAGAAUUCACGAGUCUGAAUCCACCAUCCCAGGAGGACGGGUUCUGGGAGGGAGAAGACCAAGAGCUCUCUGUAGAAGAGCAGAUAAAGAGAAAUCGGUACUACGAUGAGGAGGAGGAGGAGGAAUGACAGAUUAUCUCGGUGCUGGGCCUUAAAUUUGUGUUAGUGUUAGUGAGCCAUUGCCCUUUAUCAGAAUGAUUCAUGUAAACAGGCAUUUUAGCAUGAACUAUAAUUUAUGUGGAAGUAACUGCAGGAAAGACUUCCUGCUUGCAAACAAAUCCUGUACUACAAUUCAGGCCAACCAAUUCUAAAUGCUAGGAACAAAACAUAUUACUUAAAUUCUCUGUUUCAGUGACAACAUACGUUAAGUGCAUUAGGUCUUGUAAGGGGGGAGCUAUUCCAUCUCCGGAUUCUACUGCGUUUCAAAAGGCAGUAUGGAACUAGCUAGAUUAAGAGGACAUGAUUACUCUAAAAGUUCACUUGUGGAAUUAGGAAACGGAAGGUAGGGACUUGGAGUUCUAAACAUUGUAACCGGAUACACUAGUAUAAAGGGCAUAGUUUGUUUAUUCUUAAAUGAAUACCUAUAUGAUUAUUUAGUAUCCAUUUAUUAAAAAAUUAAAUAUUUAAGUCUUUUUAAAUUUUUUUGGUUAAUUUUCUUACUCUUAAUACAUAUGGGGAACCUAUUGCUAUACAUCCUAUUCUUUAAACCACAUCCUUAACUGGAUUACUGAAAUAUGACAUCCUUUUUGCA
This is a messenger RNA of Sorex fumeus (smoky shrew), 3005 nucleotides long. It is a transcript of the gene LIMA1, whose product is annotated as LIM domain and actin binding 1. The record is from RefSeq and is a predicted model, not a curated record. Lineage: Eukaryota; Metazoa; Chordata; Mammalia; Eulipotyphla; Soricidae. Gene Ontology annotation, biological process: actin filament bundle assembly. The transcript is spliced from 11 exons. Gene Ontology annotation, molecular function: actin filament binding. The coding region runs from base 116 to 2383 and encodes 755 amino acids. Gene Ontology annotation, cellular component: actin cytoskeleton; plasma membrane.